AUGUCAACUAGCAAAUGGAAGCAGACCACGCUCUCGUUUGGUCCAGCUCCCCCUCAGAAACUGGACUUGAAGCCAACCAACUCUGGAGAACAAGAAUCGUCCCCCUGCCGAAAACGUAAAGCUGAAGACGACAACGAGGGCAAUCCUGCUGAUACCAUGUCUAGUCCCAAGAGACACAUUUUCCAAGAAGAAGCACCGAGAGUAGACGUGGAAGGCGUAACAUCAACCAAUGUUGAACCUCAACCUUCCAAUGAUGUCCAAGACGUAGAUCAUAAUGUCACAUUGCAGAAUGAAGCUCAGCCUUCCAGCAAUGUCCACGACAAAGAUGCUGACAUUGUUGAGCAGAAUGACCUCGUUGAACAGACCGACUUUGAACAGAACGAUACUCAACCUGGUGUCCAAGAAGAUGAUGCUGUCUCCUUGCCUGACACAACACCUGAUGAAGACUCUUUGGUAUAUCGUGACGGCAGAUUAUAUAAUAGAGCUGGUGAACUGGUGCGGAACAGCAGUGUUGAUCAAGAUGUUGGUGAACAUCAGACCUCUGAUGUGACCGACCAUCAUCCAGAGACGACUAUAGCUGAUCACAUGUCUGAUGAUCCAGAUGAUACAGUUGAUCCAGAUCAGGACGAUCGCAUGGAAAUCAACGGCCUCCUUCAUACUAUUCUACUCGAGUUUGCUGAUGAUUCAACCGCAGCUGUUGAAGACAGAUGGGAUAGGGAUCACGUUCGCUUGCCAAACUCUCCAUGCAACACGUACAUUCCUCAAUCGUUUUCUCCUCCAAUACCGAAAUGGGCUUUGAUUGAAGACACUCUACGCAAAUUCAUCAACGAUUCUCUGUCAGGUCCAUUGCAAAGUGCAGCUGCUAUCGAAGAGGCAAUACUCUCAUACAAUCAAAACUACAGACGCACCUGGAGAUUUGGAGGGCUAUCACAUUAUCUGGACGUCGUAUCGUCGAGGCCAAGAGCCAAUUUCCGGCGGAUCAUUCCUGGAAUUGCCCGUCUCGCGCUGGAUUUACCCAAGUUGAUCAGGCAGCCCAUCCCUCUAUUAAAGCAAGGCAUGAACAUUGCAGUCACUUUAAGUCAAAUGCAGGUUGCUUCACUUCUCGCCAACGCCUUCUUUUGCACCUUCCCUUGUCGAUCUGAACAACGUAAUGGCUCCGAAUAUUAUGGAUACCCUUCCAUCAACUUUAAUGAUUUCUUCAGACUUCAAACCGGAAGAAGCGCCCGACCUCAGCAAGCCAAAUUUGAAGGCAUUCUCAAUUACUUUGAACGAGUGCUGCAAGAUAGACCAUCUGGAAGUAUCACAUUCCAAAGAAGGGCUAUACCAUCGUCAGAAAUGCCUAUCUGGAAGGAGACGGCUAUCCCAUUACGAGGCUUGACAGUCUCUCCUGAUGGUAGAAUCGAGGACGAUGGGGAAGGCAUGCUGCAAAUGGACUUUGCCAACAAGAGUAUUGGUGGAGGUGUCCUCGGCCAUGGAGCUGUUCAAGAAGAAAUCCGGUUCAUUAUCUCCACCGAGUUGAUUCUCUCUCGUCUCUUGGCUCCAGUGCUAGAGAACAACGAGACACUCUUUGUUAUGGGAUCGGAGCGCUUUUCCUCAUACAUAGGCUAUGCUGAAACAUUUCGAUGGGAGGACAACUUUGUUGAUUCCACUGCUCGUGACGGACUAGGCAGACGACGAACAGAAAUUGUGGCUGUUGAUGCUAUCGACUUUAGUAGGAAACCAGCCUAUGAUCAAUUUCGAGAGAGGUACAUAUUGAGGGAGUUGAACAAGGCUUAUGCAGGGUUCCUUCCCUCUACGCUGACCUGUCUUGAUGAAAAUGCGCCGAUAGCCACAGGAAAUUGGGGUUGUGGAGCCUUCAAAGGAGACCUCGAACUCAAAGCAGUCAUCCAAAUGAUGGCAGCUUCGAUUGUAGGACGAGAUUUGGUGUACUUUACGUUCGCAGACCGAAGACUGCCCGAGGAGUCUUUUGUGAAUAUGCACAGCCUACUAAGACAACGAGGUGUCUCGGUAGGCCAAUUGUAUCAAGCUACGAUUGCAUACCACAAUGAACGUGAAAAUAGGAGUUUAUUUCAAUAUUUGAUUGAGAAAUUCAACUAG
This is a messenger RNA of Synchytrium microbalum, 2097 nucleotides long. RefSeq lists its product as uncharacterized. The record is from RefSeq and is a predicted model, not a curated record. The coding region runs from base 1 to 2097 and encodes 698 amino acids. NCBI's taxonomy places the organism in Eukaryota, Fungi, Chytridiomycota, Chytridiomycetes, Synchytriales, Synchytriaceae. Gene Ontology annotation, molecular function: poly(ADP-ribose) glycohydrolase activity. Gene Ontology annotation, biological process: ATP generation from poly-ADP-D-ribose; nucleotide-sugar metabolic process; carbohydrate metabolic process. The transcript is spliced from 9 exons. Gene Ontology annotation, cellular component: cytoplasm; nucleus.